Nasonia vitripennis (jewel wasp) is the source of this 3232-nucleotide messenger RNA. RefSeq names its product ubiquitin-like with PHD and ring finger domains-like. NCBI's taxonomy places the organism in Eukaryota, Metazoa, Arthropoda, Insecta, Hymenoptera, Pteromalidae. Gene Ontology annotation, molecular function: ubiquitin protein ligase activity; protein binding. Bases 394 to 2559 code for a protein of 721 amino acids. The record is from RefSeq and is a predicted model, not a curated record. The transcript has 10 exons. Gene Ontology annotation, biological process: negative regulation of gene expression via chromosomal CpG island methylation; protein ubiquitination.
GCGCGCGAGCAAAGUGCAAACCGCAGUCUAUUUUUAGCUCUUUCUGUGAAAUCGCAUGUACAAUUAAUAUACAUAUAUAUAUACACCGUAUCGUAUGUGUCAAUUGUUGCCUAUGUAUAGUCAAUCAAGUGCUGAGCUUGCGCGACAGCUGAAAGAAAAGCGAUGGAAUAGAGAGAAAACAUCACCAAAUGUACCUGAUUGAGAAACUUAGCGGGUGUCAUUGCUUGUUUUGAUGCUUUUUAUCAUGGCUUGCAGUGAUGACGAUGGCACGUGAUAACGAGGAUUUGUUGAUAAACAAAGGGAUAGUUUGUUAUUAGUUAGUCGCUAAAGAGAAUAUUUAAUAUAGAUCAUAGUGCUAUACGCAUACCUGAUUUAAAGUACAUUCACAUAAAAAUGUAUAUAAAAAUAAGAAAUUGUAAUAAUUUUGAAGAACUUGAAAUUUCAAUUGUCAAGUCAGCAACGAUAGCAAAGCUUAAGAAAGAAAUUGAGAAACAACUAGCAAUAAAUUCAGAAUUACAAAGACUUUAUUUUAGUGGGAAACAUUUAGAAGAUGAAAAUACUCUGUAUGAUUACAAUAUAAGGAAAAAUGAUGUGAUACAAUUUAUGGUCAAGUCUGAUAAGAUGGUAACAGAAAAUUUGGAAUCGCCAAAAGUAGAUAAAAACAAAAAUGAUGUUAAUUAUGAAGAGAAGAAAGAGAAAGAAAUGGAAAUUGUAGAAGAUGCUGUAAGCGAUUGUUACGCUGUUGGAGAUGCUGUUGAUUGUGUUGAUUUAAAGUAUGGUGCAUGGUUUGAAGCAACAAUCACAAGAAUAUGUUACAAAAAUAAGAAAUUAGUUUAUUUUGUCAAAUGGGACCUGGUAGAUUAUGCACAGCCCUUUCAAGUUGAUGAGGAUUCAAUUCGACCAAGAGCUUGUCGUAUAAUACCAGAAAAUGAUUUAGUGGUUGGUCAAAAAGUAAUGAUCAACCACAACUUAGAUGAUGCAAGCCAGGUGGGUCAUUGGUAUGAUUUUGAAAUUAAAAGAAUUUCUGCUGCAAAAAAGAACCGUGCUUUUUUUGGUACUUUAUUUUUAGGAAACAAUGCGCAAUCACAAAUAUAUCGUACUGUAAUCUUCAAUAGUGAAGUUUAUGCAAUAGAAAAACCAAAGCCAUUGAAAGAUAGAAAUGAAAAUGAUUCUAAUUUUAUUAGUAAUAUUAGGAGAAUUGUAGCUCCAGAAUGUUCAAAAUGUUUUGAUAAAUUAGAUGUAAAAUGCAAAGAAUGUGGCUGUAAAGUUUGUGGAGGCAAAGACAAUCCAGAUCAAAUUAUACUCUGUGAUGAAUGCGAAGAUGAAUAUCACAUAGGCUGUUUAACUCCUGCUCUUCCUAAAGUGCCUGAAGAAGAUUGGUAUUGUCCAAGAUGUAAAACCGAUGAUACAGAAAUUAUAAAGAUGGGAGAAAAAAUAAAAAAAAGACAGAAAAAAAAUGGUUAUAAAAAAAGUUAUAAAAUAAUGUAUGUAAAAAAAGAGAAACGUUACCCAACUGUUCGUAAAGAUCACAGAGGACCAAUACCUGGUAUAGAAGUUGGCACAACCUGGUGGAAUAGAGUUAAAUUGGCUGAAGAUCGAGUGCACAUGCCUCCAAUAGCUGGGAUUCAUGGCAGGGAAAGUGAUUGUGCUUAUUCCAUAAUACUCUCUGGUGGAUAUGGAGAUAUAGAUAAUGGAAUUGAAUUUAUUUACACAGGUUCUGGUGGAAGAGAUGUAUUAGGUAAUAAACAAAAUUCACAUCAAACUUUAACACGUGCAAAUAAAGCCUUGGCUCUGAAUUGUAGAGCAAAAUUUAAUGAUCAAGAAGGAGCUGUGGCAACUGAUUGGCGAGCUGGUAUACCAGUGAGAGUAGUAAGAAGUUAUAAAUUAUCUAAAUACAGCAAAUAUGCACCAAGCGAAGGCAAUAGAUAUGACGGUCUUUACAAAGUUGUAAAGUAUUAUCCUGAAUAUGAUGAAGAUGGUUUUAGGCUAUGGAGAUAUCUUUUGCGCAGAGAUGACCCAUUACCUCCUCCAUGGACGCCAGAAGGUAAAAGAAGAAUAGCCGAACUUGGUUUGAAAAUGCGAUAUCCUGAUGGUUAUGAGAAAAAAAAUCUCGAAAAAAAGAUCGAAAAACCAGAAAAGAAACUGAGCAUAAGAAACAAUGCCAAUGAAGUGAAAGAUACGCAACCAAAGAAAAAACAAAAAGUCGAGCCAUAUCACCUUGAUAGUAAUGUAUCAGAGUUGAUUGAUAAGGACGUUGUGAAUGCUAAACUAUGGCAAGCAUGCAAGUCUUACUUAGCUAGUGGAAAAGCUUGCUUCCAAAAUCAAGUUUCUAAAUCUUUGCAAUGUGUUUGUUGCCACGAUUUAGUUUUUAAACCCGUGACUACACCUUGUGCACAUAAUAUUUGUCAGAGCUGCCUCAAAAAGAGUUUUGUGGCAGGCGUAAAUUGUUGUCCAACAUGUCGUUUCAAACUUAAAAAAAAUCUUAAGCUUCCCAUUAAUAAAGAUCUUGCAAUGAUUUUAAUAUUGCUCUUUCCUGGGUAUGAAAGAGGAAGAAAAUAAUGAAAAAUUUUAUAAUUAUUUUAAAGGUUUGUUUUAUAAGCACUGUAGAUAUCAACUUGUUACUAAAGUUUUGUUAAUAGCACAUUUAUUACUAGAGUAAUAUGAUGGUGCAUUUAAUGAAAAUUUACAAAUAAUUUUGAUAAUUUAUUUAGGAUUAGAAAUGCCUUAACUAUUUCUAAAAGUCAAAGUUUUGUUUGAAUAUAUACAGAUGUAGACAAUCAGUUUAUUAUUAUUGAAGAAUAUUUUAAUAUUUAUCAUUUUAUAACGGUUUACUUACAUUUCUUUAAUGCAAAGUAUAAGAAAUUCAACUAUAAUAAAUGUAGUUAACAAUUGUUCAACUAUCUCAUUCAUGGUUACUGAAUUCAAAAAGUUGUAACAGUCUAUAUUGCUGUGCAAAUAUAUACACACACACACACACACACACACACAUAUAUAUAUAUAUAUAUAUAUAUAUAUAUAUAUAUAUAUAUAUAUAUAUAUAUAUUAAAUAUAUUAAAUGUUGAGAUGGAAUAGUGAUACUAUAAAUAAGAAUUUAUAAACAAAAAAAGACAAGAAUUACGAUAAUUAAAAAAUUGGGAAAUAUUUAUUCAAAGAAUAUAAACAUUGUUACCUUAAAAAGCAUUGUAAUAAAUGUAUACUUAUUUUACAUUUUAAUAAAGUUGAUAUUAAUAUA